Molecule: messenger RNA, 1565 nt
Organism: Phytophthora nicotianae INRA-310
Lineage: Eukaryota; Oomycota; Peronosporomycetes; Peronosporales; Peronosporaceae
Exons: 1
Source: RefSeq, a predicted model, not a curated record
GCAUGAUUGACGCCUCGGUUGUGGCGCCGCUUCCCUUCGUGCUGGGCUUCUGCUCGCUGUCGGAGCUGCAGCGGCUGUCCCAGGUCUCACGCGACGUGUCCAGUAUCUGCGAGCUUGAGUGGCGUCUGCGCACCAUCGAGCGCUUCGGAGAACUGCGCUUUGCCACGAGCCAUUGGCGGCGCUGCUUCCUGUUGCGCUCUCAGUUCCGUCGCAAGGCCGUGGAUCAAGUCACAGCCCGGGUUUAUCUUAUGAAUAACCGGGGGGAGACCCGCUUCUUUCCUAUCGAGAGAGGUACUCCCCUCAUGUGCUCCAGGGAGAGAGCUGUGGUUUAUAACCGUUGCAAGCGGAUGUUCGACCUCUCAUUAAGAAUAAACAGAUCCAUCCAGGAGAUCUCGACUUUGAUCGGUAUGGUGUCCGUGGACGAAGCGAGAGGCCUUUUAAACGAACAUAUCAGCCUCAUGGCGUCCGUAGCAGCCCUCAGAGGCUCGCUAAACUUCGAGAGCGAGCUAUUCCAGAUCUUCCCAGCCCCAGUAUUACUGGACACCAACUCCUUAUUAAGGGUAACCCACAAAUUUCAAGAUGAAGAAGACGAGGAAUUUCUACAAUCAUCACUGAUGAUGAUGCAGGUCUGGGCUUCAAUUGACGGGGUUAUCUAUCGUCCGUUAGCGCCACCCUCUACGAUUCAAGAAACUCCAGAUCGAGUUCAACAGGUUGGAGAAAAUGUAGAGGAGACGGCCACAUACGCGUCGUUAAAACUGCACGAAUUGUCUGGGAUGACGAUUAGUAUUGACGACAAUACGCUGAGAUACAGACUGCAAAGGGAUGAACUGUGUGUCAACGCCUUGGUCAGCAACACGUACUUGCUGUAUUUAUUCAACCCACUCCAGUAUCGACCGCUGGAUUGGACAUUUGACGCGAUGUUACAAGUUGGAGAUGCGAGAUAUAUACUACCUGUCCAGAGAGAAGGAGUGUUCCUGAAUACCACGUCGUACGCGCUGAGAGUGUUUCUAUCGUAUGGGAAACUACCGGAAAAUCCUCCGUCGAACCAAGAACAGAGUGUAGUUACAGAGUCAGCUACAUCAACUGGAGCUCGUGGAGCUGAAGACAGUGACCCAUUGGAAAUUCCGUACGAUGGACAGCGCGAGAUUUUUGCGUUCCACUUGACAGCUACUAACCGGAUUUCGAAGAAAACGUACGUCAUUGCGUCGAAAGCGACUUGUUUGUCGCUGUUGCCAUCGAAUGGUACGGCUGUUGAGCGACGUCUACGGCAAAUGAGUAUCGAAUCGACGUCGACCUUGUCGGAUGAAGAAGCGGAUGAAAAUGACACCAACACGACGUCGGUACCGCCACUGGAACGGCAUGUGCACCUCCCGUUUGACGCUAUGAUCUGCUAUUGCUUCGCUCCAAGCUGCCGUCUGCAAUAUGUGGAAUUUGCAAUUGGUUUUGAGCCAUUAAUGCACCUCCUUGGCGUUACUCACUUCCUCCCCGAUACUGUGGCUGCCUGCUGAUAUUUUCUUAUUGAUAUUUAUGAAAAAAAUAAAAAUGUGAAGCAUUUUUUAACGGUG